Molecule: messenger RNA, 290 nt
Organism: Symbiodinium necroappetens
Lineage: Eukaryota; Dinophyceae; Suessiales; Symbiodiniaceae
Source: the annotation of a GenBank genome assembly
AUGCCUCGGAAGAUCUUCUGGAAGAUGACAACGAGUCCACCGAGCUGGAUGGCAACCUGUCAGAUGCGACCGAAGGGAACUUGUCGAAGGUGUCGAACAGCAGCAACGACUCCUGGAUUCUACCGGAAGACAUGCUCAUCUUUGGGAAUGAGUCUGCCAAUGACAGUGAUGCCUGGAACGAGACCGCAGUUCCCAUCAACAUCUCCGUCGUCACGGAGGCCAUCAAUGUCUCGGAUGAUCUUCUGGAAGAUGACAAUGAGUCCACCGAGCUGGAUGGCAACCUGUCAGAU